This is a messenger RNA of Setaria italica (foxtail millet), 2512 nucleotides long. RefSeq lists its product as uncharacterized. The transcript has 2 exons. The record is from RefSeq and is a predicted model, not a curated record. Bases 313 to 2229 code for a protein of 638 amino acids. Lineage: Eukaryota; Viridiplantae; Streptophyta; Magnoliopsida; Poales; Poaceae.
ACAAGCAAGCAUAAUGUGCAUCAGAGAGGCAUAACAAGCAAGCAAAAGGAAGCAACGUAUUACCCCAUCAACGGCGCCAUCGGGGCUUGCUUCAUUAAGAUCAGCAGUGGUAAACUGAUGCAAGCAUCCAACCAUCCAAGACCUAUAAUCCUCCACUUGUGGCCCGAAGGUCCUGGGUUCAAACCAGCCUCUUUGCAAAAUUUUAGAAGAAUUUUGCAAGAGUAAGGUUGAUUAGGAAUUCCUUCCUCAGACCCCACCUUGUGUGGAAGCUUUCACACUAGUGGUAAAGGGCCCUAGGGAAUCAAGUACGCAAUGCAGAGCAUCAAGAAACUCUGGAACGAGUGGGAAAUUCAGUUCUUGGUGCUCCUCAGUUUCACAUUACAAACUUUCCUCUUCUUUUCCGGCAGUCUUCGGCGGCGUAGCAAAAACAUGUUACUUAAUUUCAUAAUUUGGACAGCUUAUCUGGGUGCAGACUUGGUAGCAGUUUAUGCCCUUGGCUUUCUCUCAAGACAUGAGGAUACAACCACGGGUAGUGGCACCUUAAGAGGGGUUCACCAACUAGCUUUCUUUUGGGCACCUUUCCUUCUCAUACAUCUUGGUGGACAAGACACUAUCACUGCUUUUGCCAUUGAAGACAACAAUUUAUGGUUGAGGCAUUUGCUGAAUUUGAUUGUUCAAGUUACCCUUGCCAUCUAUGUAUUUUGGAAGUCCAUUGAUCAAUACAGUUAUCAACUUACAGCUCCAGGUAUUUUUGUUUCUAUUACUGGAAUUAUCAAGUAUGGGGAAAGGACAAUGGCCUUAAUGUAUGGGAACCUAACAAACAUGAGUGGCAUUCUUCAGAAAAUGAAAAACACGAGUGAUUCCAAUACCACUGAGAAUGUGGACGAGGUUCGAAGACUGGAGCAGGCUGAUGAUGUUGGCUAUCUUGGUAUUGUUUCUUUUGCUUUGAUAUCAGCCCCAGGUGUCCGAGAACUCUUUGCCGGACACACCUUGCACCAAAUGGAAGUUGACCAAAGGGAUGUACUGACAUCUACAAUUCAUGAGGCCCACAUGCCCAAGUUACUUGAGGUUGAACUUGACCUAAUGUACGACGAUAUCUACACCAAGGCUCUGGUGAUUCGUACAAAAAGCGGCAUAAUACUUCGAUGUUUAUCUCAAAUUUCUAUGGUAGUCGCUUUUGUGCUCUUCCUUGUAAGCAACCAUCAUGGGUACAGCAGGGCAGAUGUUGCAAUCACAUAUGUGUUAUUUGCCGGAGCCUUUGUUCUGGAAGCUUGUGCAGCAUUUAUGUUACUGAUGUCGCCAUGGACUUGGUCAUGGUUGAAGACCCGAAGGUUCUGUGGGCUCGCUCAUUUAUGCACAGCCCUCCUCUCCAGCAGUAUUGCGCGGUCAGAGGGGAGGCCUCUGUGGUCAAAUUCCAUGGGGCAGUACAACUUUCUGAGCUAUGUCGGUUGUGAGAAGUCGAGGCUGUCCAAGCUAGUGAAGAGGGUGGCGAGGAUGACCGCAAGCCUAGUUGGCGCCAAUGAAGGAAAGCUAUUGUUGUGGCUGAGCAAGCUUUUGGACACUGAACAUGUCGAGGUGGACAAGACGACAAUGGAGUCUGUCAUACAAACUGUCUAUAAAUCACAUGGUGAAAGCACGAUCAGUCUAGGGGAUGCUCAACACUGGCCUAACAUUGGCCCCUUCCUGAAAGGACUGCUGCCCGACUUUGGCGCCAGUCUAGGUUAUGGCAUUGUGUGCUUUCAUCUAUUUACAGAGGUACACCUACGUAACUACCAACUUACGAAUAAUGUUAGUCACUUGAUAACCGCAUGCCGCAAUCUGUCCAACUACAUGCUUUACCUUCUGGUGGCACGACCUGAAAUGCUACCUGUCAGUGGCACCACCCGACCUACCCUAAAAUUAUUUCUAGACGACAUCGCCAGAGAAAAUUGGGACAGACAGAGCCUUGGAGUUGGAGACCAACUAGUACUGCACAGAGCCAGAUUUCUUGUUCUGAAGAAGUUGGGUUUAUCCUCUGAACCUGAGGCAUGCAGAGAAACGUUGGAGGAGAUAUUGAGUGUUUGGACGAGGCUGCUUGUUUACUCUGCCGGCAAGUCGCGAGCGGCAGUGCAUGCGUCGGGGCUGAGCACAGGAGGGGAGCUCAUCACCUUUGCUUGGUUACUCAUGGCGCACCACAAGCUUGGCGAUGUUGGACAACGGAAUGCCUUCCUCUUACCCGGAGCCGAUUGACAUAUAGAAUUGUUGUAGUAUAUACUUAGUGUACGAAGUACUCCCUCCGUUCCAAAUUGUAGGUUGUUUUAGCUUUUCUAGAUUUAUAAAUAUUAUUAUGUAUUUAGAUAUACACUAUAUCUAAGUGCAUAGAACUAGAAAAGCUAAAACGACCUAUAAUUUGAAACGGAUGAAGUACUUUCUAAUCUCUUGAUUGAUUUAGCUUGCAGUAUAAGUUGCGGUAAUGUAUUAUGUAUGUUCAGAAUAAGUACAACAUAUUUCAACAAUAUAUUUAAUAUCUUGA